GAAAGAGAAGAGCAAGAAAAGAAGCAAAAAGAAGAGCAAGAAAAGAAGCAGAAGGAAGAUCAAGAAAAGCAGAAGGAAGAGCAAGAAAAGCAUCGGAGAGAAGAGCAAGAAAAAACUGUAGAACACACUUCUGUAAAGGAAGCAGACAAAACCAGCCGUACAGGACGACGUCCGAGUCGAAGUGCCUUGUCCAGUCGUAAUGAUCGAAGAUCAGCCAAAAGUCCUCAAAAGACAGAUGCACCAAAGGAGAAUAAACACCCAUUUGCCCUGUAUGGGUGGGGAGAAAGGCAGACAGAUACUGGAAGCCAGAGAACUCACAAUGUCUGCGCUUCUGCUUCAGCAAAUGAAAUCCAUGAAUCUGCUCUGCGAGCCAAGAACAGGAGACAAGUGGAGAAGAGGAAGCUCUCUCAGAGGCGGGUGCGCUCAGCGGCAGAAGCAGAGAAGGGCUGGCGGAUAAAGCCCUCCCCGCCAGACAACCCCUGGAUGACAGAGUACAUGAGGUGCUACUCGGCCAGAGCCCGCUGAAUUUGCCUUCCCUUCGGCGUCUUCAAAAGCAGUCACGCAUAUCAGGACACUGGUGCAAGGAACCAAACUACUUAUGCAAGGUUUUUAUAGGGAGUUUCCAGCUGUUAAAAUAUUUAUAACGAUAUUUUUAUCUUGGCUACCUACCUCACAGUGGGGUGUAUUGUUGGAGCCAUAACAUUUGAAGAGGCUUUGAAAUAUAACUACCCAAACUUUUAAACAAUUCCCCUUUUGGGAGUCUUUCUAUUGCUUCAGUUGACUUGUUUUGGGGUGGGAGGGGGGAAACUUAGCAGGCAGGGAGACCAAGCAAACACUUUUUUGAUCUUGGUUACAAAUAAUCUGUUGUCCCUUAUUUUAAAAGUCCAAGUCAUGGGGAGGUGGUGUUGGGGAAAGGCUUUAAAGGUGUGACGGAGGUGCCUUUGCAUUUAUAGUACUAUUUGAUUUAAAACUUUUACCAAAAUAAGGAUAUUAAGACAGGCAACAGGAAAGCCAGUGGGUCUGGCACACAGCACUAAUAAAUGUAGAUGCUCUAGGCAAACAAAUACCAAGUAUAGCUUGUAUAUAGAAACUUUCAAAAAACCUUGUUUGAUUAGUGAAUCUGCUGAUGUGAACUUCUAUUGCUGUUUCUAAGGUCAUUGGAACAAACUACAAAUUUUCAGGGCAAGAAGCAGCCACAGGAUUGUUUUGCUGUUGCUGUGCCUGUUGUACCAAAUAACUGAUGUAGACAAUCAUCUGAGAGCUGCUGCUCGAUGAGCAGCCGCUGGUUCUACCAGUAUCAAGUUGUGCCACUGUAUUGAGCUUGUGUUCGCACUUACUUCACGCUUCAUCGUGUAAAUGCCAGUUUAUUGAAGGAGAGGGCUGGCUCCUGUCUAGUGAAGUCUAUUUUUAACACUUAAGAAUAUCUAUUAUACUCAGUGGGGGUCAGAGUGCAAUAUGCAUUCCGUUUGGUGGUAUUGUACAAGUAUACUAUAUAAAGUUUUUAAACUUGAAAAUCGUGUUGAUAAAACUUGUAGAUGAAGUCCUGAGAUGCUUUCUCCCUCUCCAAAUUGGUGCAGGACCCCUCGCUAUAGGGGAGUGAGGGUUAGGGGAAGAGGGAGAGGUGCACCUUUUAGUAAACAAGAGUAUAUCAUGGGGUCUGAGCACUCUCACACAGUAAGACAGUUGUUUGUGAGAUCCUCAGUGGUGUGGUGGUGUGGUUUUUUUUUCCCCUCCUCAAGCUGCUGUAAAUUAUUUUUUUUUCAAAUUUGGUAACUAAGCUUUAGGCAGAUUAUUGCUGUAGUUGUGAGCUUCGAAGUUUUGUUCAGAUGUGUUGUGUGUUAGUUACAUAUGUUGGUUAUCUCAGUUUCAUUGUUUGGAAGCUUGUGUUUUACAGAGGGGAUACUUUCUCCCGGGAAGCACACUCGCACUGCUGCAGCAGACACCUGCACGAGGCUCAGCUGCACUCCACAGCCUCCCUGAGUAAGCAGGGCUCCAGAAUUACUACUGCAACACACACAGUUACAGGCUCAGUGAAGAGUUUGGUUGUGUUACUGACAGAAAGUAAUCAUGCCAAGGGACCAAACACUGCUGCCUCCUAGAGUUAAUUACAUUGCAUCAGUAAAGGUUUCAUUAAUCUCACAUUUAAUCUUGCUAAAAUGUCCUGAAAUCUACGAAAUUAUAAUCUGAUUUUUUACCUGCCUUUUAAGCAGGAAGCUAUAAAAAUACAGACGCUCUUGUUCAGGCUACCUAUUAGAGUUGUUACAGCUUUUAAGUCAGGGAAUGUAUGUAAAGUAUGAUUAAGUAUGUUACACACAGCAAAAUUAUUGUAUUCCAACUUUUAAGUAAACCCAGGUUAGAACUUCUGUUUGUUUUAAACAGUGCCCAAAACUGAGUGAAACUAUUCCAGAGAAUGCCUUUAUUUCGUAUGAGACUCCUGUAACUUCCUUUUGUGCUCUGUUUUCCUCUUUAAGUAGCUGCUGUAAAUAUGUUUAAGUUGCUUCUGCUGCUGUCGCAAUUCAGAAAUCCGCUGUAGCUUUGAACAGCAGUAUCAAAGCAGCAGCUCAGUCGUGUUUCACAGCCUUAUUCUGUACAAACCCCGCCUGUUCCUGUGGCCCAGAACAGCGCGUACACCUCUGCCUCUGUGGGCUCUGUGCCACUGCUGCAGAGGGACUGUGCCCUCGGCGCGUUUCCUUGAUGGUGCAGGGCAGGACUCAUCUUGGUGUCCUUUCAAAGGCAGCUUCUGCUGUUCUCUUCCUGCUGAGAAUGGAGAGGCCAAGAUGACCAUGUGCCUGCCUUAAGGACCCAUUCUGGAUAAAAUUAAUCUCCCAUCAGAUGUUUCCAGUAACUUCUAUAGAAGGCUUUAAUGUCUUCUGCCUCAGAUACCAGGUACCAAAUUUAAAACAUCUCAAACAGACUUGUUCAGGUGAUCUACAGAGCAUGAGACUCUUCAACAGCAUCAAGGUUGCUUUAAACUGAGGAAAUGAUCUAGUUCUUAUCCUUGUCUGGUCAAGAGCUGUUCCCCACCAAAACAAUUUGGUAGAUGUUAAUCAGGUCAUGUUAAGCUUUUUCAAAUGGUCUGCAGCUAAAAAUGCCCCUGGUGCUAUGUAGGUACUAUCUAGGUUUAAGUAGUAAAAUGCCUGAAGUGAGAGGUAAAUGAUUCUGCAGAUCAGGUAGCCUUCCUGCAUUUGGGCAUGAUUUGACUAAAAAAGGCAAGUAGGUUUGCUUUGACAACGUGAAACAGUGUAGUUCUGAGAACUAUAUGCAAAAUGUUUGGCAUGUGCCAGGCUGAAGUCUGGAAAACCCUUAUUUUGGUGUUUUGAUGUUAAUAAAUGAGAAGCCAAUUGACUUGGAAGGUAGAACUUUUCAGGUGUAAAAGUUUUAACUGUAUUCUAUAGAUUCUUACAGGAGGUGGCUGUUUUAUGCAUCAAAUUGGACUCACUGCAAAUGGAAAACUUAGUGAAUGGCACCCUAUGAAUGAAGGCAGUUCUGAACCUUGUUUUGCAUGGACUCUUGAAUUUGGCCAAGUGAUGAACUUGUCUCACUCCUGUUUUAGAAGUAACACUUUGUAAGAACACAGUAAAUACUCAGUUGUCCAAAGUCUUCAUUAGAAUAACUGUUUAUUCUUUUUUUUGUUUCUGAAAGUACUUAGCUAAGUGAAACAAGACUUUUACAAUGUGUAAUGCUGCAAUUUAACUAUAGUGUUGUGGAGACUAGUGUUUACCAUGUAAAAUGUUACACUGCGCCCUGCGUGGGAUGUCCCCGUGCAGGGGAGCAGCAUGCCUGCUCACUCGCUGCUCUCACUUCUUUGCAGCUAUCAAUUACAGAUGUGUUUGGUUUUUUUCACUGGAAGCUGAGAUAGGCAAGCUGGUUAUCUAAACUUACAGCCAAAUUUAACAAAACUGAGACAGACCUGAAUUUUUUGGUGGUGAUUUUAUCCAGGCAGAAAAUGCACAUUUUAAUCAAUUUUUUAACACGUAGGGAAGUGUAGCUGUUCUCAUUUUUUUUAAGGUAUAAUGCAGUGCCACUGAACUAUAAAGGCCUUGCUGAAUUUUAUUAUUUUUUUUAACUGUGAUAGGGACCAAAAGCUAGCAAUCUGAGGGCCUUAGGUGUGGUAACCUGGAUGUCCCAGUUGAUUUUCCAGCUCAGUUCGUGCACUCAGCAGCAAAGCCAUAUAUGGAGCCUGAUUCAACACCUUGACAGCAGAUCCUAUAAAAUUAGGGGUACAAGUAAAGGGGAAGCUGCCUCAGCUGUUGUUAGCACUGAGUUCACUUUAAAAAUUAUAGGGGAAUACCAUCUAAGCUUGAAGCAAUAUGUGUUUUUUAAAGUUUUUAAACAGUAUUUGUUUUUAAUGCUUCUGUAUUGUCUCUAUUUAAUAGUGUAGUGUCAACUUGUAUAUGUGAAUAAAAUGAGUGACACAAAG
Molecule: messenger RNA, 4420 nt
Organism: Calidris pugnax (ruff)
Lineage: Eukaryota; Metazoa; Chordata; Aves; Charadriiformes; Scolopacidae
Gene: CCSAP
Product: centriole, cilia and spindle-associated protein
Exons: 2
Biological process (GO): regulation of mitotic spindle assembly
Cellular component (GO): cytoskeleton; axoneme; axon
Molecular function (GO): microtubule binding
Source: RefSeq, a predicted model, not a curated record